AUGGUCUUCCAAAUAAUUACUACUACUUCUUUUCUGUUGCUUUUCUUGCUCAAUUCCUCAUUUUCUUUUGGACAAGAGGAAUUUUCCAUUGGAGAUAGAAUUGGCGCAAACAAAUCCAUUAUUAUGGGUGUUACUAUUGUCUCGUCGAGUGAAAACUUUGAGCUGGGUUUCUUCACACCAGAUAACGGCAGUUAUUACAUUGGCAUAUGGUACAAAAACAUAAGCCCGCAAACAAUCGUUUGGGUAGCAAAUAGGGAAAAGAAACUUUCUUUUCCUGAAAUGGCUAAUGCAGAAUUCACAGUUAGGAAUGGAAACUUAGUUCUCUUGAAUGGGUUCCGACAACCAAUAUGGAGAACAAAUAUCAAGUACUACACGAAGCCUGAUUCCGUCAUAGCUGUUCUUGGUAAUGACGGAAAUUUUGUAUUGAGAGACGGGUCGAAUUCAACAUCUCCGCUACUCUGGCAAAGUUUCGACAACCCUAGCAAUACUUAUAUGCCUGGUUCGAAGCUUAGUUAUAACAAGCAUACGAAAGCCAUGCAAUACAUUACAUCUUGGAGGAGUUUAGAAGAUCCUAGUCCAGGUCCUUACACUGUUGAGAUUAAUCCAACAAAUGGCCAGAUUAGGGCAAUGUGGAAUAGAACUGAGGAAUACUGGAACAGUGGUACUUGGGAUGGAGAUAGAUUUAGUAAUGUGCCAUAUAACAUUCCCAACACAACAGUUAACUAUACGUAUAUCAACAAUGAUAAUGAGGUUUAUUAUGCGCAUACUUUCUUUAGUCCUUUAGUCACAUCAAGAUUUGUUAUUGAUGUCACGGGGGUAAUGAAGCAAUUCACAUGGUUGGAUAGCUCUCAUCAAUGGAAUGUAAUUUUUCUUCAACCAACACAACCCUGUGAUGUAUAUGCUUAUUGUGGAGCAUUUGGUACUUGUAAUCCCAUCUCAAGUUCGGUAUGCAGUUGUUUCCCUGGUUUCGUUCCCAGAUUAGACACGGAUUGGCAUUUGGAUAUUUUUUCUCAAGGUUGUGUUAGGGAAACAAAUUUGAGCUGCGGUAAUUCUAGUGCUCCCUUUAGGGAUAGGUUUUGGAUGAUGUCCGAUGUGACAUUACCAAAACACUAUCAUACAGUUAAAGCUACAAGAGCAGAAUGUGAAUCUACUUGUUUCAAAAAUUGUUCUUGUACUGCUUAUGCUUAUGACGGCGUUGAAUGUUUAACUUGGACUAAAGAGCUCCUAAAUCUGCAACAACUGUCUCAAGAUGAUCAAAGAGGAAGAAACCUGUUUAUCAAACUUGCUGCUUCUGAUUUUCCAAGUGACCAAGCAUUGAACCGUAAGCAAUCAACGGCAAGGCUCAAAGUCACGAUCAUUCUUGCAACAGCAUUUGUGACAAUUCUAUUAGCAUGCUGCGCCUUUACCUACUUUUAUUGUAGAAGAAGGAUGGCAAAUAGAAAAGGCCAAAGGAAUCUUUUGGAUCAUUUGAAGAGUAGAGUAAACCCUAACGAUUUGACUAAUGAAGAUGAUGACAAUACAUUGGAUGUUCGAUGUUUUAGUUUUGAAAGCAUAUUAGCUGCUACAGAUCAAUUCUCAGAGGCAAACAUGCUGGGCCGAGGAGGGUUUGGUCCCGUUUAUAAGGGUAAAUUUCUAGGAGGAAGAGAGAUUGCGGUUAAAAGAUUAUCAACUCAAUCUCGACAAGGCAUAGAAGAAUUUACGAAUGAAGUGUUAUUGAUCGCGAGAGUUCAACACAGGAAUCUAGUUAGACUUUUGGGCUAUUGUGUAAAGGGAAAUGAAAAGAUUGUACUUUACGAGUACAUGUUAAAUAAGAGUUUGGACACCUUCAUAUUUGAUCAACAAAAUCGCACAUUGCUGGACUGGAGAAAACGAUUUGACAUUAUACUUGGAAUUGCCCGUGGAAUGUCUUAUCUACACCAUGAUUCAAGGCUGACGAUCAUUCAUAGAGAUCUUAAAACUAGUAAUAUUUUGCUAGACGAAGAAAUGGACCCUAAGAUUUCGGACUUUGGCUUAGCAAGGAUUGUUCAAGGAGAUUUUACACAAGCAAAUACGAAAAAAAUUGUCGGAACCUAUGGCUAUAUGUCUCCGGAAUAUGCGUUGAAUGGAUCGUUCUCAACCAAGUCAGACGUUUUUAGUUUUGGAGUAAUUAUACUUGAAAUUCUAAGCGGCAGAAGAAACACCGGAUUUUACCAAUGCGACGAGGCAAGGAACCUCAUCGAAUAUGCUUGGGGACUGUGGAAUGAAGAGAGGGCAAUCAAUUUGGUGGAUGAAUCGCUACUUGAAACAUGUAACAUAGAUGAAGCAAUAAAAUGCAUUAACAUUGGUCUCUUAUGCGUACAAGAAAACCCUUGUGGGCGUCCAAGUAUGUCCAAUGUCAUAGUAAUGCUUGGGGGUGAAAGCAUGAUUCUUCCAAGACCUAAUCAUCCAGCUUUUGUGGCAAGAACUACUAUUUCUAGUGAAUCUAUAACUUCCUCUACCAAGAAUGGGCUAACUAUUACAAUUGAACAAGGUCGAUAA
Nicotiana tabacum (common tobacco) is the source of this 2517-nucleotide messenger RNA. The record is from RefSeq and is a predicted model, not a curated record. Lineage: Eukaryota; Viridiplantae; Streptophyta; Magnoliopsida; Solanales; Solanaceae.